GUCAGCAAAGAGACAACUUGAAAACAUGGAGUUACUGAACCUUUGAGAAGAAUUUCUUUUGAAAAUAUUUAACAUGGAUGGAAUUGCCUUCAGCACAUCUGUCAGAGCGAGAAAAGUACACAGUACAUUUUGUUCUGUAACUUUGAUUAUUCUCUGGCAAAAAAGGAAACCACAUAGGAACCGUUAACCAUCAGUCACUUCAUGACAAGAGACACUUCUGCUUUUAGGAGAGCGUCUACAUCCUGGUUUAGUUUCGUGAAUCUCACAUGCGCACGUGUAAUCUAGUGGAUACAAACCUUCAGCAUGAGCAACAGUCUCCACAUAAAGACCUGCGGCUCAAAUAUGAAGCUCUUCAUCGCAGUCCUGAUGAUCAACCACUUCUGUGCUUUCUCACAAUUUAACCAUGAAGUUAAAUAUCUCAUAGGAUGCUUUCUAAAUGGCACAACUGAGGUACAGUUCGAAUUUGACUCUGAAGAGAUCUUGUACGUGGAUUUUGAAAACAGUUCAGUUGUAUACACUGUGCCAAGGAUUAUUUCAGAAGACCCGAGUCAUAUGUUUGAAAAUAUGCACGUGUUCAAAAAUGCUCUAAAAGCCAAGAGGUUCUGUCCAGCAGUUCUGGGAUUCUACGUAGUAGCGGAGAAAAAUCCACCAGAAGUUGAAGACCCACCUGAGAGCAUCCUCUACCCUGCAGAUGAAGUUGAGGCAGGAGUUGAAAACAGCCUCAUAUGCUUUGUCAACAAUUUCUUCCCACCUGUCAUUAAAGUCAGCUGGACCAAGAACAGUCUUCCUGUCUCCGAGGGGGUGUCGCUCAGUCGAUUUUAUCCCAACGAAGAUCAAACCUUCUACCAGUUCUCUACUCUGACGUUCACACCGAGGGAGGGAGAUAUUUACAGCUGUACCGUCGAACACACAGCACUGGAGAAGCCUCUAACAAGAAUCUGGGAACCUGAGCUCAGUCAUCGCGGUCAUGGACUGGAUGUUUACUGUGGAGUGGGUUUGAUUGUAGGUUUUCUGGGCGUCGCAGCUGGAACAUUUUUCCUUGUCAAGGGGCUCCAGAGAAAUUGAUUGUUGCCCUUAAAGAGAUUAUACACAACACGCUGGAGGUGAUCAUACAAACAUAAUUUUGGGAGAGCAGUAUGGUUGUGUUAGCUCAGGCACCCAGUGGUUAUUUAACUAUGUUUCAUUCAAAAUAGAAUAGAGAAGACUUAUUCCACAGCAGACAUAUUUGCUGUCUUCAAAUGAACCUCACCAGCUUGUGUUUACAAUAACUCGAUUUCAAGUGCUUACAUCAGACAUGAGUUACGAGACCGCUUCAAGGCAGCUGACGGCAUCUAACCAGCUAAUGGCUGAGCAACUUUUGAAUGGAAUGUAGGAAUAUAAAGGCAUGAUGUGGCUGUUGGGGACAUGUUGGGGACAUUAACAUUUUCCUCAGACAUAAAUGAAUAAUAUAUAACUUACACACACGUCAGUAUCUCUGUAAGUAUCAAGAAACUCGUCCCAACGCUGUACUAAUUGAAAAUGUUAACAUACAAGGUGGUGAAUGCUACAAUCUCACCUUGUUCUCAUGAUAUUUUCGUAGUGUUUUGAGUUCACAAGCUUUCUUUGUAAUCUUAGAAUAUAGGAUUACCCAGAUGAAGGCUAACGUGCCAGACUAAUACAACUAUUCUUGACAACUUCUUUUCCUCCUCAAUGCACCAUGGUAGCAGGUGACAUCACACCAGAACUACAGUUUAUUUCUAGUCUUAUAAUAUGUCAGAGGAAAAUGUCGCCUUCCAGCCAUGUUCCCAGGACCUAUGACAGAUGUUACCACUUGAAGCAACAAGCAACAUCACAUCCUGUAACCACAAGUGCACAAGUUCCAUUUGAAGGCAGCAACAGACUCAUGUUAGUGGGGAAAGCACAGGUGGAGCUGCUAACGUUAACAGUGGCUUUGUUCCAUUGAUUAUUCCAGAAAACCCGUGUAGUGAAGGCCAGACGGCCAGAAGCCAGAAGGUUUUGGGUUCAAAUCCAUCAGCUGAAACAGUCUCUAGGCACGACCCUCCAGAGGACAAACAGUUACAGAAAACGAGUAAAUGAAUGAAUUACACCUGAGCUUUUCCUGCUUUGCCAUAAAAGAAAAAAAAAAAAAUCCACUUGACAUCUUAAGUACAUUGAUGGAAGCAGAGAUAUUUCUCUCAUUCUUCUUCUUCUCUUCUGCAAAAUGUUAGGUUUGUUUUUUUUACUUACGAGUAACCAUACCAAGACUCUCGAACACGACACUAA
This is a messenger RNA of Mugil cephalus (flathead mullet), 2262 nucleotides long. Its product is annotated as H-2 class II histocompatibility antigen, A-U alpha chain-like. Bases 304 to 1065 code for a protein of 253 amino acids. The transcript is spliced from 5 exons. NCBI's taxonomy places the organism in Eukaryota, Metazoa, Chordata, Actinopteri, Mugiliformes, Mugilidae. The record is from RefSeq and is a predicted model, not a curated record. Gene Ontology annotation, molecular function: MHC class II protein complex binding. Gene Ontology annotation, cellular component: MHC class II protein complex; membrane. Gene Ontology annotation, biological process: peptide antigen assembly with MHC class II protein complex; positive regulation of T cell activation; antigen processing and presentation of exogenous peptide antigen via MHC class II.